CUUUAAUGAUACAAUCGGUAUUCGACUACAAACCUUGAUCAAACGAUACUCUGAAGGCUAAUUUUAAUACUGAUAAAUUUACCACGAUGCACUAAACAACGAUGGAAAACCUAAACCGGAAUGCAUCUUUUACUCGUGAAUCAUUCGGUUCACACAGUGUCAAAGUCUUGUCGAUGGACUUGAGUGGAAAAGACAGAGACAAAGAAACAGUUCCGGUCCGAAUGUUUGAAGACCAACACAUCAUUCCAAAAUUGGAGCAGCGUCGGAAAAAAGGAUCUUUGCGUCGACUGAAACCGUUUGACUCUGAAAAAGAUGAAAGGCCAAGUGAGUGUGAUGCCAUUGACUUUUCGUCUAACGACUAUCUCGGCUUGGCACAAAGCACGCAACAGCAACAUAAAGUGGAGGAACUCUAUACAACCCUUCCUUCUCGCUACCUGGGAUCGACAGGAAGUCGUCUUUUAACGGGAGACAGUGAAUUUGCUCAAAAUUUAGAGAAACGACUGGCAAAGUGGCACAAACGACCAUCGGCAAUGCUUUGCAACAGUGGAUACGACGCAAACUUGUCUGUGAUGUCUUGUCUUUCGUUGAAUUCGACUGUAAUCAUGGACGAACUCUGUCACAAUAGCAUUCAAAUGGGACUGCGGCUAAGCAAGGGCUACAGCCUUCGAAAAUUCGAGCACAGUAGUCUACGAGACUUGAAAAGAAUACUGAACGAAGAACACAAGAACGUCGAUCAACCGGGAAAACCUGCCAUCAUUGUCGUCGAGAGCGUGUACAGCAUGGACGGCGAUGCGGCACCACUGAAAGACAUUCUUGACAUGGCAUUGUCGUACAAUGCAUGCGUCAUUGUGGACGAGGCGCAUGGACUAGGUGUUCUGGGAGAGAAUGGGCUUGGAUUGCUUGAAGAACACGGAUUAGAAAACCAUCCAUCCCUGCUGUGCUCUGUACACACCUUUGGAAAGGCAGCUGGCUGYCAUGGUGCUGUCGUUUGCGGCUCAUUGAACCUCAAGACGUUUUUGUUGAACUAUGGUCGCCCGAUAGUGUAUUCGACCUCCCUCCCACUGCAUUCCCUCGCGUCGAUCGCCUGUUCGUACGAAAGCAUGACAGGACCGGCGGGGAGGCGCUUGCGUCGGGACAUGCGAGACCGGGCUCGUCUCUUUCGCGACCUAUUUGCCGAAAAAAUUUUGAAGCAGGGAAUUCGCCACACACCCGGAGAUUUGGUACCGAUCGGACUCGUUCCCUCGGCGUCACCCAUCAAUGCCCUGAUCAUUCCCGGCAACAGCCGUUGUUUAGAAUUCUGUGACAACUUGUGGAUCAAGUCAAACAGAUCCAUUCGGCUGUAUCCAAUCCGUUCCCCGACGGUUCCCAAAGGACAAGAACGAGUCCGAAUCAUAUUGCAUGCGCACAACACGGAGGAAGAAAUCGUUUACCUGAUUGAUCUUAUCAAAUCAACGCUUUGCGACAUGGGAAUAAUGAAACACCAUGCAACGGGUAAAGUUUCUCCUCCCCAACGUCCCAAAAGGAUACAUCGCCCAAACAUAAUGUCAAAAUUGUAGAUACAAACUGCGGGAAAAAUCUGUGGUUUGCUAGGUCGGAUUGUUGCCUGAAACAUACUGCGUAGAACCUCUUCGUUAAAGGAACAAAGACCCCCUAGGGUGGCACACUCCAAUCCCUUUCGUUUGGUCGAGACUCUGGUAAUGCCGUUGUUCCGCCGCCUAAAAGGSACUCUCGACUGCAGUAGGGGUUGCAAAAAAUAAUAAAUAAAUAUGAAAUAAUAAA
Messenger RNA from Pseudo-nitzschia multistriata, 1779 nucleotides. NCBI's taxonomy places the organism in Eukaryota, Bacillariophyta, Bacillariophyceae, Bacillariales, Bacillariaceae. The record is from the annotation of a GenBank genome assembly.